AAAAUAUAUAAAUGCAAGGGAGGGAUGGUUUGAGACUCAUGCUGUAGUAGGAAUUUUGCCUCUUUGUUCACUCUCUCGCACCAACACCCGCCUCCAAUAAGGGGCAGAAAAGAUUUGAAUCUCUCUGCCCCGACCUCCCUCUUCUCUCCUUCCCGUCCGUAGUGCCUGCGUUAUGGGAGAGAGAAUCCCUCCUGGAAGUUACUUCCAGUACCCACCUCCUGGUGUCCAUGCUUCUCCACACAGGUCUUCUCUCCCUGCAGAUCGAGAGAGAUAUUUGGCUGAACUACUGGCAGAGAAGCAAAAGUUGGGACCAUUCCUGCAAAUAUUGCCCCAAUGUAGCAGACUUCUAAAUCAUGAGAUCAGACAAAUAUCAGGCUUCAAUCAAACUCCUGCAGAUCGUGAAAGAUUUACGCAUGACAGUCCAUUUAGGUCAUUAAGUCAAAAUGCGAAUGGUAGACCAAUGGAUCUGGAGGGAUGGCCAGGAAUACACAUGGAGGACAAUGGACAUAUCCAGAGAAUGGCCCCAUUCCAAUCUCCUUCUAUGGGAUGGCUUGGGGGGCAAGGAAUUCCAACCACCCCUAUUGUAAAGAGAGUUAUUAGACUUGAUCUUCCCGUGGACAAAUAUCCACAUUACAAUUUUGUUGGCCGAAUUUUGGGACCACGUGGGAACUCCUUAAAAAGAGUUGAAGCCAUGACAGAGUGUAGGGUGUACAUCCGAGGCCGGGGCUCAGUGAAGGAUUCUGGAAAGGAAGAGAAAUUAAAAGACGAGCCUGGAUAUGAACAUCUUAAUGAGCCGUUGCACGUGUUGGUGGAGGCUGAAUUUCCGGAGGAUAUAAUCAAUGCUCGCUUGGAUCAUGCAGUGGCAAUACUCGAGAACCUUCUGAAGCCUGUGGACGAGUCCUUCGAUCACUAUAAGAAGCAACAACUUAGAGAAUUGGCUAUGCUGAACGGUACACUGAGGGAAGAGAGCCCUAGCAUGAGCCCAAGUCUAAGCCCGAGCAUGUCGCCCUUUAACAGUGCAGGGAUGAAACGAGCCAAGACAGGGAAGUAAUAAAUCCUAAAACUAUGCUGAUCGUUAGUGGUUUAAUCUCUGAAAACAUUCACAUCUGCCUUGUCGAAGACCUUUCGGCAUCUUGAUAAUUUUGAUUUCCAACACAUUGGGAAGCAUUGUUGACAAACUGAUGAACAAAUUUCGGGCCCUUCGUCCGGCCUCUCAGACGGGGUGAACAGGUUCGGCAGUUCCGUACGACAUGCCUUCUACGUCCACAGUGAUUUAGAACUCGUUUGCAAGUGCUUUUAAAAUGAAUGAAAAUGCUUUUGGUGAAAUUGAUUUUGGGUUCUAAAAGCACUUUUAAGUGUUUUUUUUUUAAGAAAAAAACAUCAGCUAUAUGCUUCUUUAAGGAAGCAGCGCUUUUCUAUGAUCCACUUGGAUUUUUAGUAAAGAUUGGUUUUAAAAAUAUUUUCACCUCUCAUUUUAAAAGCACUUCUGAACGAGCCCAUAUUCUUUGUUUGAUAGCCUCAAGCUUGUAGGCCGCCGUUUGAUUUUCCUGUGAUCAUAUUCCAGCAUCUUGUACCAGGCAAAAUGCUACAUUGACUAAGUUUAUAUUUAUCUUGUAUGCGUGUAUUGUGCUAUUGUUUACAAUAAAAAUAAGUUCAGAUGAGUUUCUAA
Molecule: messenger RNA, 1669 nt
Organism: Pyrus x bretschneideri (Chinese white pear)
Lineage: Eukaryota; Viridiplantae; Streptophyta; Magnoliopsida; Rosales; Rosaceae
Product: KH domain-containing protein At1g09660/At1g09670
Exons: 8
Coding region: 173-1051 (292 amino acids)
Biological process (GO): regulation of mRNA splicing, via spliceosome
Cellular component (GO): nucleus
Molecular function (GO): mRNA binding
Source: RefSeq, a predicted model, not a curated record